This is a messenger RNA of Oryzias latipes (Japanese medaka), 1467 nucleotides long. It is a transcript of the gene pdcd2l, whose product is annotated as programmed cell death 2-like. NCBI's taxonomy places the organism in Eukaryota, Metazoa, Chordata, Actinopteri, Beloniformes, Adrianichthyidae. Gene Ontology annotation, cellular component: cytoplasm. Gene Ontology annotation, biological process: apoptotic process. The record is from RefSeq and is a predicted model, not a curated record.
AACGUUUGUUGACAACGGACCUCACCGCUGAAUUCUACUUCCGGUCAUAGAGUGCGCGGGUGUUAUGGCCUCGCUUGUUGAGCCGGUUCCGCUACUCGGUCUGUGUGACGGAGAACUUGACCCGAAACGGUACCGCUCCUCAUUCCGGACCAACAAGGUCGGAGGUCUGCCGGACUGGCUGCCGCUUAUCGCGAGGCCGCGGCCGCGCUGCGGACUCUGCGGCACGCCGUCCGCGCUCGUCGCGCAGGUCUACUGCCCCCUGCAGGCGGCUACGUACCACCGGAACCUCCACCUGUUCGCGUGCAGCCGCGGAACGUGCAGCGGUCGCCCGGAGAGCUGGACGGCGCUCCGCUCUCAAAGCCUGGAGGCGGAGAUGGCCGCAGCUCGUGGCCCGCGCCCGGUGCGGGGAGCUCCUCCUGCGGCCACGGACUGGUGCGAGCAGGCGGACGACUGGGGGGUGGAGGAGGCUCAGGAGGAGACAGAGUCCCGUCAGACUCAGAGCGAAGAUGGCGAGAUGCUCUUCAGCAGCCACAUGCAGACCCUCAGUCUGGAGGAAGAGACCGACGCCCACGUCUUCCGGCCUAUGUUCAUCAGCGUGGUGGAGGAGUCUGAACUUUAUGAGGAUGAGGAGGACCUGGAGCACGCCAAGGAGCUGCUGAGAGAGUACGAGAGGAAGCAGGGGGCGGUGACGGAGGAGGGGAGCGACGGCGGCGGGGCAGAGAAUUACGAAAAGACCAGAGCCAAGCAUGGGGACGCCGUCUUCUCCAGAUUCAUGAAAAGCAUCUCCUGGUGCCCACAGCAGGUCCUGCGCUACUGCCGCGGGGGGAGGCCUCUGUUCAUCUCCUCCGCCCCCUCCAGCAUGGCUCAGGCGCUCCCCCGCUGCGGCUCCUGUGGGGGGAGCAGGACGUUCGAGCUGCAGCUGAUGCCCGCUCUGGUCAGCCUCCUGCAGAGGACAGAGCGCGCCGCGGGGGCGGAGCUGGAGUUCGGGACGGUGCUGGUUUACACGUGCACUAGCAGCUGCUGGACGCCCGGAUCGGAGCUGGCUGUGGAGGAGUUCUGCUUCGUCCAAGCGGACCCAGACCAGCAGCUCUUCCAGUGAUUCCUGGGUCAAAAAUAAAAGUCCUGUGGUUAAAGCUGCUGGUCAGGAGUCGCCGUCUCUUCUGGGAUCCUCUGUUUUUCUGUAGAUUGAGCUUUGAGAGAUUCCAGACCCUACAGAUGUAGCCCUGAUGGAGCAGGUCAGCGCCACAGGAGUGGGGGUUAAAAGAACCGCCAGAAUCAAAGCUUCAAAUGUUUUAUUUGAACUUAGAACUGAAAUCUUUUAGCUUCACGUCACAGCAGAUCUGCCUCAGCAGCAAACAUGAAAAGAUGAGCCUGAACAGCUUUACUUUCACAGGACCAGAACCAGUGUAUCAAAAAUAGUUUUUUAAAAUCACAUGACCAAAAAAUAAAGGUCUUUUCUCAUUUUUA